AUGAUAUACCUCAAUGUAAUCGGUGUCGAACAAAGGGACUACAGUGUAUCCGCCCAGGACGGAAACGGCCCUUCAGACAUGGCUCCUCUGCCAAUUAGACUCCAUACUGGACCGAAACGCCCAGCCCGGAGGAUCGCUGCAGAGAGGGAUACUAAUGCCCGUUUGACGUCACCCCCCAUACACGGGGAUAGCUUCUCUAUCGAUGACAGGACGGAUCUAGCCCACAUUCAAGCGGAGGCGCCGGCCGCAUUAGCACAUGAACCUCUUGCCACGGCAGCCUCACCGACAACUCCUGGCAGUUCUACCAUCCUCCAUUCUGCAGGCUCGGAUGGCAUGAUACCAUCGCCGUCCAGUGUUGACCAUCUUUCACAUUCACACCCUUCAAACUAUCGACAUGUGCCUACCCAGCAUCUACCAGUCUUAUCACAGCGAGGACCUUCUUGGGGCGGUAUACUUCACAGCCUCGAGCCUCCACAAGAUCAGGAUCGACCGUUAGAUGGUGUGCAAGAAGCUUGCCUUCUACGGUACUACGUCGAAGAGCUCUCACACUGGUUUGAUCUAGUUGACCCCCAACGGCUCUUUCAGCUUCUCGUCCCCGAGCGUGCCCGAAAAUACCCCCCUCUCCUCAACGCAAUCUUUGCCGUUUCAACACGCCGAAUGUGUCGGGUCGCCACCUUCAAGACACCUCAAGGAAUUGUCUACCGUGGUCAACACUUACCGAAUCUAACCCCAGGCGCCGCCGUCGAGUAUAUGCUCAAGUGUAUUCCGGUGCUCAAAGAGUUUCACACAACUAGAGAUGGAGAAGCACGCGAGUUAAUCGUGACAACGGCCGUGGUAUUGCGUCAGUUUGAAGAGAUGGACGAUGAAGAGGACGAUGAUAGUACUGCCGAUGCGCCUAUGGAUGAACGAGUCAACUUUCUGGCAAUUCUCAAUGCUGUGCUUCGAAGUCUGACCUCAGAUGACUUGGUUCACCACCGAGAGCUCUUGAACGCGUCGUAUUGGAUAGCGUUGAGACAAGAGGUCUAUUAUGCACUUCGAAGAGGCUACUCACCACAGAUGGUUGAGCCACCAGCCGAGUGGGCAGAUAUAUCACCAGCAAACAAGCUCAUCUUCCAUACCAGCCAGGUUACAAAGUGGCUGUUUGAGGACAAGUCUGAAACUGGUUGGCAGAGACUGAAGGAACAGGAGAGAUAUCUCGAACAAUACGUUGUAGGGCGAUUUGCCCCUAUCCUUUCCCGACCCCCGGAUAGGACGAAAGGGGAGGUGUUUCCGACGAUAUGGUACGCGUCAAAUAUCGCCCUCACGGGUAUGCAGCAUAUGAUGAUGGCCAAGAUGAUUCUGGUUGCUGAAUCGCCAUUCCUCGGACGAGGUGAUGCAGAUGCCCGUGCAGCUUACCGGAGAGCCGAAGGUGACGUGAGGUCCCUGGUACUUGACGUCUGCGGUACUGCCGUUCAGCACCCAGAAACGCCACCAGCUCUAGUGAACGCGACUCUGGCAAUUCAAUUAUACGGCAACUACUUUACAGACCCGUGGGAACGAGAUGCUCUGAAAGGCAUCGUGCAAAUGUUCAAGGAUUGUCAGGCAUGGCCUGUACCCAAGGCACUACGGGCAUUAGAUUAG
Fusarium keratoplasticum is the source of this 1620-nucleotide messenger RNA. RefSeq lists its product as uncharacterized. Lineage: Eukaryota; Fungi; Ascomycota; Sordariomycetes; Hypocreales; Nectriaceae. Gene Ontology annotation, biological process: positive regulation of transcription by RNA polymerase II. Gene Ontology annotation, molecular function: DNA-binding transcription factor activity; transcription cis-regulatory region binding. The transcript has 5 exons. The coding region runs from base 1 to 1620 and encodes 539 amino acids. Gene Ontology annotation, cellular component: nucleus. The record is from RefSeq and is a predicted model, not a curated record.